Messenger RNA from Salvelinus fontinalis (brook trout), 15369 nucleotides. RefSeq names its product attractin-like. Gene Ontology annotation, molecular function: protein binding. Bases 231 to 4364 code for a protein of 1377 amino acids. The transcript has 29 exons. Gene Ontology annotation, cellular component: Golgi apparatus. Lineage: Eukaryota; Metazoa; Chordata; Actinopteri; Salmoniformes; Salmonidae. The record is from RefSeq and is a predicted model, not a curated record.
GUCAAUAUGCAGCUAUGUUCAGCGGUGGUAUCAUAGCCACCGGAAAAAUGUAAUGGAAGAAUGAGAUUAUAAUCAAGCACAACAAGGAGAUAGGAAGGAGUCGUUCUAGCAACAACUGUGUCCCUCUCAUAUUUCCACGGAGCUUGAAAACCAGGCCGGUCGCAUUCAAAUACGACCAGAAGUGGACUAGUGGUACGGACCUGUUUCGAGCAGUAGCCAUCUUUUAGAGAAUGGACGGGGCGAUACGGCGGCCGGCCUGCAUCCUGAGCCUGACUAGCGGGCUGGUGGAGGUUGGUGGCCGGGCCUCGAUGCUCCAAACACUGCUCAUUUUCUCCGCUUUCGGGCUUCUCCUUGGACUGCCCGCUAUCACCGAUGCGAAAGAAUGCGACAAACCGUGCAUGAAUGGGCAAUGCAACACGUCUACGGGCAACUGUGUGUGCAGCCCCGGUUGGGUCGGGGACCAAUGCCAACACUGCGGAGGAAGGUUCAGGCUGACGGGUCCCUCAGGGUUCCUGACAGACGGACCAGGGAACUACAAGUACAAGACCAAGUGCACCUGGCUCAUCGAGGGAACGCCCAACAGUAUCCUCAGGCUGAGGUUGGACCACUUUGCUACAGAGUGCAGCUGGGACCACCUGUAUGUGUACGAUGGUGACUCUAUCUACACCCCUCUACUGGCUGCCUUCAGUGGGUUGAUAGUUCCUGAGCGCUAUGGCAACGAGACUGUUCCGGAGGUGGUUUCACAGUCUGGUUACGCCCUCCUCCACUUCUUCAGCGACGCUGCUUAUAACCUGACCGGCUUCAACAUCUCAUAUAGGGUGAACACAUGUCCUAACAACUGUUCUGGUCGAGGGGAGUGUCGCGUGGGGAACUCAACAGGGGCUGUUUAUUGUGACUGUGAAUCCAAGUGGAAGGGCGAGGCCUGUGAUGUCCCUUACUGCCUGUCAGACUGUGGUUGGCCUGCCAGGGGACACUGCCUUCAGGACACAAAGACAUGUCGAUGCCAGCCUGGGUGGCAAGGUCCAGACUGCUCUCUGUCCGUCCCAGCCAACGCCUCGUUCUGGCAACGGGAGGAGUACCCCGAGCCCGGUCUGGCCAGGGCUUCCCACAAGGCCGUAGUGGACCAGGGGAUCAUGUGGGUCGUCGGGGGGUACGUCUUCAACUCCUCAGACUACCAGAUGAUUACAGCGUAUAACCUCAGCUCCCAGCGCUGGCUGUCUCUCAACGUCUCUGUCAACUCAGUCAUGGGACGAUACGGACACUCUCUGGCACUUCAUGAGGGAAAGAUCUACAUGUACGGAGGGAAGAUCGACUCUACCGGCAACGUGACCAGCCAGCUGUGGGUGUUCCACAUCCAGAACCAGACCUGGGUGUUCCUCUCAGCCCGAGCCCAGGAACAGUGGGCCGUGGUGGGACACUCUGCCCACGUAGUGCCCCCCCUGUUGGAGGGGGGUAGUCCAGUCAUGCUGGUCCUCUUCGGACACUGCCCUCUAUAUGGAUACGUCAGCCAGGUGCAGCAGUACGACAUCGAUAAGAACACGUGGAGUGCAGUGGUUACAGAUGGAGCCCUGGUGCAGGGAGGGUACGGCCACAGCAGUGUGUUUGACCCCUCCUCCCGAGCCAUCUACAUCCACGGAGGGUACAAGGCCUUCACCGCUAACAAGUACGGCCUGUCUGGAGACCUGUACAAGUACGACGUGGACCGCAGCCGAUGGACGGUUCUAAAGGACAGCGGGUUCUUCCGGUACCUCCACACGGCGGUCAUCGUUAGCGGGACCAUGCUGGUGUUCGGAGGGAACACACACAACGACACGUCCAUGAGCCACGGCGCCAAGUGCUUCUCCUCGGACUUCAUGGCCUAUGACCUGGCAUGUGAUGAGUGGUCAGUGCUGUCCAGACCAGACCUCCACCAUGAUGUCAACCGGUUCGGACACACGGCCGUCUACAGUGACAGUGUGAUGUAUGUGUUUGGGGGGUUCAACAGUCUGUUGUUGAGUGAUGUCCUGAUCUACACGCCAGCCAGCUGCUCCAGCGCCCCCAACGCUGCCGCCUGUAUAGCGGCCUGGCCGGGGGUUCACUGCGUUUGGAAUGCUAACCUGGGGUCCUGCCUGCCCUGGGACUCGAACCCUGGAUCCCUGGAGGAGCAGACCACCGUGGCGUCCUGUGGUACCAGAACAUAUGUUGACAACGAUCGUUGUGACCAGUACACGGACUGCUACAGCUGUACAUCCAAUACUAACGGCUGCCAGUGGUGUGCUGUUCAGUGUGUCUCCGUGAGCUCCAACUGUACGGCCGUCACGGGGGCCAUAGUGGAGUAUGAUGUCUGUCCCAAAGACAACCCAUCAUAUGUCUGCAACAAGAAGACCAGCUGUAAGAGCUGUGGGGUGGACCAGAACUGCCAGUGGGAACCUCGAAACCAGGAGUGUAUCGCUCUACCAGAGAAUAUUUGUGGCGAGAGUUGGCACCUGGUGGGUAACUCGUGUCUGAAGUUCAUCACAGCAAAGGACUCGUACGACAACGCCAAGCUGACCUGUCGGGGUCACAGCGCCGUCCUGGCCUCGUUGACCAAUCAGAAGAAGGUGGACUUCGUCCUUAAGGAGCUGCAGAUCAUGAACGUUCUGGUGAGCAAGUACAAGGCCUUGGUGACACCGUGGGUGGGGCUGAGGAAGAUCAACGUCUCCUAUUGGUGCUGGGAAGACAUGUCACCCUUCACUAACACCUCCCUCCAGUGGUUGCCGGGGGAACCCAGCGACGCAGGUUUCUGUGGUUACCUAGCAGAACCGGCAUCCAGCGGCCUUAAGGCCCAGACCUGCAUCAACCCUGUUAACGGGAGUUUGUGUGAACGGGCAGCCAAUCACAGUGCCAAGCAGUGUCGGACGGCGUGCGCCAUGCGGGCUACGUGUGCUGAGUGUACCAGCAGCAGCUCUGAGUGUAUGUGGUGCAGCAACAUGAAGCAGUGUGUGGACUCUAAUGCUUACGUAGCCUCCUUCCCCUUCGGACAGUGUAUGGAGUGGUACACUAUGAACAGCUGUCCACCUGAGAACUGUUCUGGGUACAGGACGUGUGACCAGUGUCUGGAGCAGCCUGGCUGUGGCUGGUGUACAGACCCCAGUAAUACUGGGCGUGGCCAGUGUAUUGAGGGAUCCUAUCGUGGGCCGUUCCAGACCGUAGUCCCCGCCCCCUCCACCCUGCCUGGCCCCACCUCUAGUCCCGCCUCCCAGCCGGCUCUCAACAUCAGCAUGUGUCCUUACGACAACAAGUACACCUGGAGCUUUAUACGCUGUCCAGCGUGCCAGUGUAACGGCCACAGUCAGUGUGUGAAUCAGUCAGUGUGUGAGAAGUGUAAGGACCUGACAACAGGACGUCACUGUGAGAGCUGCAUCUCUGGUUACUAUGGAGACCCCACCAACGGGGGCAGCUGCCAACCGUGUAAGUGUAACGGCCAUGCCAGUGUGUGUAACCCUAACAACGGGAAGUGUUUCUGCACCACCAAGGGCAUCAAAGGAGACCGCUGUCACCUGUGCGAAGUGGAGAACCGUUACCAAGGAAACCCUCUGAAAGGAACGUGUUACUACACCCUGCUGAUAGACUACCAGUUCACCUUCAGUCUGUCUCAGGAGGACGACCGCUACUACACCUCCAUCAACUUUGUAGCCACACCCGAGGAGCAGAAUCGUGAUCUGGUUGUUUUCAUUAACGCCUCCAAGAACUUCAACCUCAACAUCACCUGGGCCACCAGCUUCACAGCAGGUACUCAGACAGGCGAGGAGAUCCCAAUAAUAUCCAGGAGCAACAUCAAGGAGUUUAAAGACAGUUUCUCCAACGAGAACUUUGACUUCCGCAACAAUCCAAACAUCACCUUCUUCGUCUAUGUCAGCAACUUCACCUGGCCCAUCAAGAUACAGAUUGCCUUCUCUCAGCACAGUAACUUCAUGGAUCUGGUGCAGUUCUUCGUCACGUUCUUCAGCUGCUUCCUGUCCCUCCUCCUGGUGGCGGCAGUCGUCUGGAAGAUCAAACAGAGCUGCUGGGCGUCACGGCGACGAGAGCAACUCCUCCGUGAGAUGCAGCAGAUGGCUAGCCGGCCGUUCGCCACCAUCAAUGUGGCCUUGGAAAUGGACGAGGAGCCGCCGGACCUAAUUGGUGGAAACGUCAAGACGGUGCCCAAGCCCAUCGCCAUGGAGCCGUGUUUUGGGAACAAGGCUGCUGUCCUCUCCAUCUUCGUCCGUUUACCCAGAGGCACUGGGGGCAUCCCCCCACCCGGUCAGUCUGGGCUAACGGUGGCCUCGGCCCUGGUGGACGUGUCUCAGCAGAUGUGUCUUGGUUACACCAUAUCCUGUUACUUAUACAUCACUUCCUGUUACUAAUACAUCACUUCCUCUCUCUGUGUAGGGCUAACGGUGGCCUCGGCCCUGGUGGACGUGUCUCAGCAGAUGUGUCUUGGUUACAAAGAGAAGUCAGGUGGUCUGAGGAACAGGAAGCAACAGCCCUCUGUACAGCCCUCCACCUGUAUCUGACCACACCCCCUGCCCCUGGACCCCGCCCUGCUCCACCCUAACCCCUCCCCCUGCCCCAGAGACUACACCCCCGGACUGGAGGGAUGGAGAGAGAGAGAGAGAGAGAGAGAGAGAGAGGUAGGGGGUUUCCUGGGGGGGAGCUGCCUACCUGCUGAGAGGAGGAGGGGAGCAGGAGAGGGAUGUCUGAUGGACAGUCACACCCUGCUGUACCUGGGGAACCACACCUGGCUGACAGACAUGUGGAACUUAGGGGAGAGAAAGAAAGACCUGUAUUAGUCCGCUACCACCUGGUCAGAGUAAAGGAGACGCUUGAUCGCUGUCUACUAGACUGUCUGAUUACCUACCAGUCAUUUUACCUGGUAUGCUGUCCGUCUGUCUACUAGACUGUCUGAUCACCUACCAGUCAUUUUACCUGGUAUGCUGUCCGUCUGCUAAAUUAACAGCCAUCCUACUUGGUAUGCUGUCUGUCUGCUAGAGACUGUCUGAUCACCUACCAGUCAUUCUACUUGGUAUGCUGUCUGUCUGCUAGAGACUGAUCAACUACCAGUCAUCCUACUUGGUAUGCUGUCUGUCUGCUAGAGACUGUCUGAUCACCUAACAGUCAUCCUACCUGGUAUGCUGUCUGUCUGCUAGAGACUGUCUGCUCACCUACCAGUCAUCCUACUUGGUAUGCUGUCUGUCUUUUAGAGACUGUCUGUCAACUACCAGUCAUCCUACUUGGUAUGCUGUCUGUCUUUUAGAGACUGAUCAACUACCAGUCAUCCUACUUGGUAUGCUGUCUGUCUGCUAGAGACUGAUCAACUACCAGUCAUCCUACUUGGUAUGCUGUCUGUCUGCUAGAGACUGUCUGAUCACCUACCAGUCAUUCUACUUGGUAUGCUGUCUGUCUGCUAGAGACUGUCUGAUCACCUACCAGUCAUCCUACUUGGUAUGCUGUCUGUCUGCUAGAGACUGAUCAACUACCAGUCAUCCUACUUGGUAUGCUGUCUGUCUGCUAGAGACUGUCUGCUCACCUACCAGUCAUCCUACUUGGUAUGCUGUCUGUCUGCUAGAGACUGAUCAACUACCAGCCACCCUACUUGGUAUGCUGUCUGUCUGCUAGAGACUGUCUGAUCACCUACCAGUCAUCCUACUUGGUAUGCUGUCUGUCUGCUAGAGACUGAUCAACUACCAGUCAUCCUACUUGGUAUGCUGUCUGUCUGCUAGACUGUCUGUCAACUACCAGUCAUCCUACUUGGUAUGCUGUCUGUCUGCUAGAGACUGAUCAACUACCAGUCAUCCUACUUGGUAUGCUGUCUGUCUGCUAGAGACUGAUCAACUACCAGUCAUCCUACUUGGUAUGCUGUCUGUCUGCUAGACUGUCUGUCAACUACCAGUCAUCCUACUUGGUAUGCUGUCUGUCUGCUAGAGACUGAUCAACUACCAGUCAUCCUACUUGGUAUGCUGUCUGUAUAACUCUCUGUAUAACAGCCUGUUGGAGGUCAGGUUAGUUAGUCCCCAGCUCUCUGUAUUACAGCCUGUUGGAGGUCAGGUUAGUUAGUCCCCAGCUCUCUGUAUAACAUCCUGUUGGAGGUCAGGUUAGUUAGUCCCCAGCUCUCUGUAUUACAUCCUGUUGGAGGUCAGGUUAGUUAGUCCCCAGCUCUCUGUAUUACAUCCUGUUGGAGGUCAGGUUAGUUAGUCCCCAGCUCUCUGUAUUACAUCCUGUUGGAGGUCAGCAUAGUUAGUCCCCAGCUCUCUGUAUUACAUCCUGUUGGAGGUCAGGUUAGUUAGUCCCCAGCUCUCUGUAUAACAUCCUGUUGGAGGUCAGGUUAGUUAGUCCCCAGCUCUCUGUAUUACAUCCUGUUGGAGGUCAGCAUAGUUAGUCCCCAGCUCUCUGUAUUACAUCCUGUUGGAGGUCAGGUUAGUUAGUCCCCAGCUCUCUGUAUAACAUCCUGUUGGAGGUCAGGUUAGUUAGUCCCCAGCUCUCUGUAUUACAUCCUGUUGGAGGUCAGGUUAGUUAGUCCCCAGCUCUCUGUAUUACAUCCUGUUGGAGGUCAGGUUAGUUAGUCCCCAGCUCUCUGUAUAACAUCCUGUUGGAGGUCAGGUUAGUUAGUCCCCAGCUCUCUGUAUUACAUCCUGUUGUUUACUGUAAUGUAGCUGUAAGCUAGGUGUUGAUAGUAACUGGCUGACUCAUUCAGGGCUAAUGUAACAUUAGCAGACUUGUAGGGUAACAUUAGCAGACUUGUAGGGCUAACGUUAGCAGUCUAGUAGGGCUAACGUUAGCGGACUAGUAGGGCUAACGUUAGCGGACUAGUAGGCCCAACCGAGCGGACUAGUAGGGCUAACGUUAGCGGACUAGUAGGGCUAACGUUAGUGGACUAGUAGAGCUAACGUUAGCAGUCUAGUAGGGCUAACGUUAGCAGUCUAGUAGGGCUAACAUUAGCGGACUAGUAGGGCUAACGUUAGUGGACUAGUAGGGCUAACGUUAGUGGACUAGUAGAGCUAACGUUAGUGGACUAGAAGGGCUAACGUUAGCAGUCUAGUAGGGCUAACGUUAGCGGACUAGUAGGGCUAACGUUAGCAGUCUAGUAGGGCUAACAUUAGCGGACUAGUAGGGCUAACGUUAGUGGACUAGUAGAGCUAACGUUAGCAGUCUAGUAGGGCUAACAUUAGCGGACUGGUAGGGCUAACGUUAGCGGACUGGUAGGGCUAACGUUAGUGGACUAGUAGAGCUAACGUUAGCAGUCUAGUAGGGCUAACAUUAGCAGACUUGUAGGGUAACAUUAGCAGACUUGUAGGGCUAACGUUAGCGGACUAGUAGAGCUAACGUUAGCAGUCUAGUAGGGCUAACAUUAGCGGACUAGUAGGGCUAACGUUAGCGGACUGGUAGGGCUAACGUUAGUGGACUAGUAGAGCUAACGUUAGCAGUCUAGUAGGGCUAACAUUAGCGGACUGGUAGGGCUAACAUUAGCGGACUACUAGGGCUAACGUUAGCGGACUGGUAGCGCUAACGUUAGCAUAUAGCUAUUUCACCUUUAUUUAACCAGGUAGGCUAGUUGAGAACAAGUUCUCAUUUACAACUGCAACCUGGCCAAGAUAAAGCUAAGCAGUGCGACACAAACAACAGAGUAAACAAACAUACAGCCAAUAACACAAUAGAAAAGUCAGUGUGUGCAAAUGAGGUAGGAUGAGGGAGGUAAGGUAAUAAAUAGGCCGUAGUGGCGAUAUAAUUACAAUUUAGCAAUUAAACACUGGAGUGAUAGAUGUGCAGAAGAUGCAUGUGCAAGUAGAGAUACUGGAGUGCAAAGGAGCAAAAAAAAAUAUAAUAUGGGGAUGAGGGAUUUGGAUGGGCUAUAUACAGGUGCAGUGAUCUGUGAGCUGCUCUGACAGCUGGUGCUUAAAGCUAGUGAGGGAGAUAUGAGUCUCCAGCUUCAGAGAUUUUUGCAGUUCGUUCAAGUCAUUGGCAGCAGAGAACUGGAAGGAAAGACGACCAAAGGAGGAAUUGGCUUUGGGGAGGACCAGUGAGAUAUACCUGCUGGAGCACGUGCUACGGGUGGGUGCUGCUAUGGUGACCAGUGAGCUGAGAUAAGGCGGGGCUUUACCUAGAAGAGACUUGUAGAUGACCUGUAGCCAGUGGGUUUGGCGACGAGUAUGAAGCGAGGGCCAACCAACGAGAGCAUACAUGUCGCAGGGAUGGGUAGUAUAUGGGGCGGUUGUGACAAAACGGAUGGCACUGUGAUAGACUGCAUCCAAUUUGCUGAGUAGAGUGUCAAGGAUCGGUAGGAUGGUCAGUUUUACGAGGGUAUGUUUGGCAGCAUGAGUGAAGGAUGCUUUGUUGCGAAAUAGGAAGCCGAUUCUAGAUUUAAUUUUGGAUUGGAGAUGCUUAAUGUGAGUCUGGAAGGAGAGUUUACAGUCUAACCAGACACCUAGGUAUUUGUAGUUGUCCACAUAUUCUAAGUCAGAGCCGUCCAGAGUAGUGAUGCUGGACGGCCGGGCAGGUGAAGGCAGCGAUCGGUUGAAGAGCAUGCAUUUAGUUUGACUUGUAUUUAAGAGCAGUUGGAGGCCAUGGAAGGAGAGUUGUAUGGCAUUGAAGCUCAUCUGGAGGGUUGUUAACACAGUGUCCAAAGAAGGGCCAGAAGUAUACAGAAUAGUGUCGUCUGCGUAGAGGUGGAUCAGAGAAUCACCCGCAGCAAGAGUGACAUCAUUGAUGUACACAGAGAAGAGAUUCGGCCCGAGAAUUGAACCCUGUGGUACCCCCAUAGAGACUGCCAGAGGUCAGGAUAACAGGCCCUCCGAUUUGACACACUGAACUCUAUCAGAGAAGUAGUUGGUGAACCAGGCGAGGCAGUCAUUUGAGAAACCAAGGCUGUCGAGUCUGCCGAUGAGGAUAUGGUGAUUGACAGAGUCAAAAGCCUUGGCCAGGUCGAUGAAGACGGCUGCACAGUACUGUCUCUUAUCGAUGGCGGUUAUGAUAUCGUUUAGGACCUUGAGUGUGGCUGAGGUGCACCCAUGACCAGCUCGGAAACCAGAUUGCAUAGCGGAGAAGGUACGGUGGGAUUUGAAAUGGUUGGUGAUCUGGUCGGGAUAGUUAGCUAGCAACUUUGCAAGUUGAUUUGUAACAAUAAAUUCAUAAUUUUUGCUUGUAAGUUGAAAAUUCAAUUCAAACCAGUAGUCAUGACGAUUUGGUUUAAUUGUAUACAUUUGAAGUUAUAUUAUGUUGGAGUUUACGUUAUAGGCAAUAGGCUGGCUUGAUGGGUCCUCUAUAUUACAUCACACACGGAAAAACAUUUUCUGACAUGACUUGGGCAUGGUUGAGAAUUCUGAUGCGUGUUCUGUAGUAACUCCUGUAAUAGAAAAGGGAGGGAUAGCUUUGCAUUGGGACUUUUGAUGAGUAAAUCCAUAUUACAUGUGGUUGUGUUUAUGCCUUUAAAUAGUUAGCAUAGUGGCAGGUGGCCUAGUGGUUAGAGGAGGCAGGUAGCCUAGUGGUUAGAGGAGGCAGGGUAGCCUAGUGGUUAGAGGAGGCAGGUAGCCUAGCGGUUAGAGGAGGCAGGUGGCCUAGUGGUUAGAGGAGGCAGGUGGCCUAGUGGUUAGAGGAGGCAAGUAGCCUAGUGGUUAGAGGAGGCAGGUGGCCUAGUGGUUAGAGGAGGCAGGGUAGCCUAGUGGUUAGAGGAGGCAGGGUAGCCUAGUGGUUAGAGGAGGCAGGUGGCCUAGUGGUUAGAGGAGGCAGGGUAGCCUAGUGGUUAGAGGAGGCAGGGUAGCCUAGUGGUUAGAGGAGGCAGGGUAGCCUAGUGGUUAGAGGAGGCAGGUAGCCUAGCGGUUAGAGGAGGCAGGUAGUCUAGUGGUUAGAGGAGGUAGGUAGUCUAGUGGUUAGAGGAGGCAGGUAGCCUAGUGGUUAGAGGAGGCAGGUAGCCUAGUGGUUAGAGGAGGCAGGUAGCCUAGUGGUUAGAGGAGGCAGGUAGUCUAGUGGUUAGAGGAGGCAGGUAGUCUAGUGGUUAGAGGAGGCAGGUAGUCUAGUGGUUAGAGGAGGCAGGUAGCCUAGUGGUUAGAGGAGGCAGGUAGCCUAGUGGUUAGAGGAGGCAGGUAGCCUAGUGGUUAGAGGAGGCAGGUAGCCUAGUGGUUAGAGGAGGCAGGUAGCCUAGUGGUUAGAGGAGGCAGGUAGCCUAGUGGUUAGAGGAGGCAGGUAGCCUAGUGGUUAGAGGAGGCAGGUAGCCUAGUGGUUAGAGGAGGCAGGUAGCCUAGUGGUUAGAGGAGGCAGGUAGCCUAGUGGUUAGAGGAGGCAGGUAGCCUAGUGGUUAGAGGAGGCAGGUAGCCUAGUGGUUAGAGGAGGCAGGUAGCCUAGUGGUUAGAGGAGGCAGGUAGCCUAGUGGUUAGAGGAGGCAGGUAGCCUAGUGGUUAGAGGAGGCAGGGUAGCCUAGUGGUUAGAGGAGGCAAGUAGGCUAGUGGUUAGAGCGUUGGGCUAGUAAGCGAAAGGUUGCUAGAUCGAAUCCCAGAGCUGACAAGGUAAAAAUCUGUCGUUCUGCCCCUGAACAAGGCAGUUAACCCACUGUUCCUAGACCGUCAUUGAAAAUAAGAAUUUGUUCAUAACUGACUUGCCUUGUUAAAUAAAGGUUUAAAAAAUAGCCUCCUCUGAGAGCCUGUAGCCUCCUCUGAGAGCCUGUAGCCUCCUCUCCUCUGAGAGCCUGUAGCCUCCUCUCCUGUGUGAGCCUGUAGCCUCCUCUCCUCUGAGAGCCUCCAGCCUCCUCUCCUCUGAGAGCCUCCAGCCUCCUCUGAGAGCCUGUAGCCUCCUAUCCUCUGAGAGCCUCCAGCCUCCUCUCUGAGAGCCUGUAGCCUCCUCUCCUCUGAGAGCCUCCAGCCUCCUCUCCUCUGGGAGCCUGUAGCCUCCAGCCUCCUCUCAUGUGAGAGCCUGUAGCCUCCAGCCUCCUCUCCUCUGGGAGCCUCCCGCCUCCUCUCCCCUGAUAGCAUCCUCCUCCUCUGUAGCCUCCUCUCCUCUGAGAGCCUGUAGCCUCUAGCCUCCUCUCCUCUGAGAGCCUCCUCUCCUCUGAGAGCCUGUAGCCUCCUCUCCUGUGAAGAUACAUUCCCUGUCAUUUUGCUCGCAUUGCUCGUCUCAUUGUUUUCUUCCGCAUUUAUGCCAAGGAUUAUGGGAUCUUGUCCUAACCUGGGCAUCUUCAACCUAGUAUCUAACAACCUCCAACCCAGCUGGCUUCAGAAGGAACUUCUAUGCUGCAUCACAUAGGUAGGGCCUGGGGAGGGAUUUGACCCGUGGAUGGGGCGGGAUUUGACCCGUGGAUGGUGAAGGCAGUGUAAACUUCCUCUCUUCUCCCAUCUUCACAGCAGCAGCUCUCCCUCUAUACCUCGCUGGGACAGACAAGCUGGGGGACAUUUACAUUUCAUUACAUUUAGUAAUACUCACACAAAGGGGAAAAGAUUGUUCUCUGUAAAUGAAUGUAGGCCUAUGGCAAGAGAGACUGUUGUCAAAGGCAACCUCUAUUAUGGGAUGAGUGUGUCUGUAACCUGUAUUAUGGGAUGAGCGUCUCUGUGACCCUGUACCCUGUCCUCUACCUGGGGUGGCACCUGUACCCUGUCCUCUACCUGGGGUGGCACCUGUACCCUGUACCAUGUCCUCUACCUGGGGUGGCACCUGUACCCUGUACCCUGUCCUCUACCUGGGGUGGCACCUGUACCCUGUACCAUGUCCUCUACCUGGGGUGGCACCUGUACCCUGUACCCUGUCCUCUACCUGGGGUGGCACCUGUACCCUGUACCCUGUCCUCUACCUGGGGUGGCACCUGUACCCUGUACCAUGUCCUCUACCUGGGGUGGCACCUGUACCCUGUACCCUGUCCUCUACCUGGGGUGGCACCUGUACCCUGUCCUCUACCUGGGGUGGCACCUGUACCCUGUACCAUGUCCUCUACCUGGGGUGGCACCUGUACCCUGUCCUCUACCUGGGGUGGCACCUGUACCCUGUACCAUGUCCUCUACCUGGGGUGGCACCUGUACCCUGUCCUCUACCUGGGGUGGCACCUGUACCCUGUACCCUGUCCUCUACCUGGGGUGGCACCUGUACCCUGUCCUCUACCUGGGGUGGCACCUGUACCCUGUACCAUGUCCUCUACCUGGGGUGGCACCUGUACCCUGUCCUCUACCUGGGGUGGCACCUGUACCCUGUACCAUGUCCUCUACCUGGGGUGGCACCUGUACCCUGUACCCUGUCCUCUACCUGGGGUGGCACCUGUACCCUGUACCCUGUCCUCUACCUGGGGUGGCACCUGUACCCUGUCCUCUACCUGGGGUGGCACCUGUACCCUGUACCAUGUCCUCUACCUGGGGUGGCACCUGUACCCUGUCCUCUACCUGGGGUGGCACCUGUACCCUAUACCAUGUUCUCUACCUGGGGUGGCACCUGUACCCUGUACCCUGUCCUCUACCUGGGGUGGCACCUGUACCCUGUACCAUGUCCUCUACCUGGGGUGGCACCUGUACCAUGUCCUCUACCUGGGGUGGCACCUGUACCAUGUCCUCUACCUGGGGUGGCACCUGUACCCUGUACCAUGUCCUCUACCUGGGGUGGCACCUGUACCCUGUACCCUGUCCUCUACCUGGGGUGGCACCUGUACCAUGUCCUCUACCUGGGGUGGCACCUGUACCCUGUACCAUGUCCUCUACCUGGGGUGGCACCUGUACCAUGUCCUCUCCCUGGGGUGGCACCUGUACCCUGUACCAUGUCCUCUACCUGGGGUGGCACCUGUACCCUGUACCCUGUCCUCUACCUGGGGUGGCACCUGUACCCUGGAACCUGUCCUCUCCCUGGGGUGGCACCUGUACCCUGUACCAUGUCCUCUACCUGGGGUGGCACCUGUACCCUGUCCUCUACCUGUCCGACAGGUGACCAAACCCCUGCUUGCCCCUCCUAUUUUGUCAGCUCAUGCCAUAACACAACCCCCUAGGAACUGGUCUCAGAUAACAGAAAUACACAACAACCCCCUAGGAACAACAACCCCCUAGGAACAACAACCCCCUAGGAACAACAACCCCCUAGGAACAACAACCCCCUACAACCCCCUAGGAACAACAACCCCCUAGGAACAACAACCCCCUAGGAACAUCAACCCCCUAGGAACAUCAACCCCCUAGGAACAACAACCCUCUAGGAACAACAACCCCCCUAGGAACAACAACCCCCUAGGAACAACAACCCCCUAGGAACAACAACCCCCUAGGAACAACAACCCCCUAGGAACAACACCCCCCUAGGAACAACAACCCCCUACAACCCCCUAGGAACAUCAACCCCCUAGGAACAUCAACCCCCUAGGAACAUCAACCCUCUAGGAAAAACAACCCCCCUAGGAACAUCAACCCCCCUAGGAACAUCAACCCCCUAGGAACAUCAACCCCCCUAGGAACAACAACCCCCUAGGAACAACAACCCCCCUAGGAACAACAACCCUCUACAACCCCCUAGGAACAACAACCCCCCUAGGAACAACAACCCCUCUAGGAACAACAACCCCCUAGGAACAACAACCCUCUACAACCCCCUAGGAACAACAACCCCCUAGGAACAUCAACCCCCUAGGAACAACAACCCUCUACAACCCCCUAGGAACAACAACCCCCUACAACCCCCUAGGAACAACAACCCCCUAGGAACAACAACCCCCUAGGAACAUCAACCCCCCUAGGAACAUCAACCCCCCUAGGAACAACAACCCCCUAGGAACAACAACCCCCUAGGAACAACAACCCCCUAGGAACAACAACCCCCUAGGAACAACAACCCUCUAGGAACAACAACCCUCUACAACCCUCUAGGAACAACAACCCCCUACAACCUCUAGGAACAACAACCCCCUAGGAACAACAACCCCCUAGGAACAUCAACCCCCUAGGAACAACAACCCUCUAGGAACAACAACCCCCUACAACCCCCUAGGAACAUCAACCCCCUAGGAACAACAACCCUCUAGGAACAACAACCCCCUAGGAACAACAACCCCCUAGGAACAACAACCCCCUAGGAACAACAACCCCCUAGGAACAACAACCCCCUAGGAACAACAACCCCCUAGGAACAACAACCCCCCUAGGAACAACAACCCCCCUAGGAACAACAACCCUCUAGGAACAACAACCCUCUACAACCCCCUAGGAACAACAACCCCCUAGGAACAACAACCCCCUAGGAACAACAACCCCCUAGGAACAACAACCCUCUAGGAACAACAACCCCCUAGGAACAACAACCCCCCUAGGAACAACAACCCUCUAGGAACAACAACCCUCUACAACCCCCUAGGAACAACAACCCCCUAGGAACAACAACCCCCCUAGGAACAACAACCCUCUACAACCCCCUAGGAACAACAACCCUCUAGGAACAACAACCCUCUAGGAACAACAACCCCCUAGGAACAUCAACCCCCUAGGAACAACAACCCCCUCUAGGAACAACAACCCCCUCUAGGAACAACAACCCCCUAGGAACAUCAACCCCCUAGGAACAUCAACCCCCUAGGAACAACAACCCCCUAGGAACAUCAACCCCCUAGGAACAUACACCCCCCCUAGGAACAACAACCCUCUAGGAACAUCAACCCUCUAGGAACAACAACCCCCUAGGAACAACAACCCUCUAGGAACAACAACCCCCUAGGAACAUCAACCCCCCUAGGAACAUCAACCCCCUAGGAACAUCAUUCCUCUAGGAACAACAACCCUCUAGGAACAUACACCCCCCCUAGGAACAACAACCCCCUAGGAACAUCAACCCCCUAGGAACAACAACCCCCUAGGAACAACAACCCUCUAGGAACAUACACCCCCCCUAGGAACAACAACCCCCUAGGAACAUCAACCCUCUAGGAACAACAACCCUGUAGGAACAUACACCCCCCCCUAGGAACAACAACCCCCUAGGAACAACAACCCCCUAGGAACAUUAACCCCCUAGGAACAUACAUACCCUGGUAUCCAACAAAGCCUCAAAUUCCUCAGACUUUUCUGUUUUAUCUAUCCCUUUCUUGUCUCUCUCUCUUUCUCUUUGUAAAUUGGCAUUGUAGAUACUUGAGGAAAUAGUUUGUUAAUAUGUAUAAUUUAGCAGCAAUGCUGUUUGUUUUUUAAAUAAUGACAAAGUAUUGUGAAUGAUUUAUUUGUUGAUUGGUUUUGAAAAUCAAUCUUCUGAGGCUUUUAAAGUACAGUAAUGUAAUAUUUUCUAUGUAAGGCGGCAAAUGAUGUUCGGCAGAACAAAAAGCUAUACUAGCAAAGUGAUUAAACUAUGUUGAAACUGAGGAUUACUAGCUAAGUGAUGAUCUUGUAAUUACAAAUGUAAAUAAAAUAAUGACAUAAAUGUUUUGUAAUUAAAUGGUAAAAUCCA